AUGGAUGACUCGGAGCUCGAUCAGAUCCGCAAAGCUCGCCUCGAGCAGCUCAAGUCGCAAGGCGGCGGCAGCGGCGGCGGCGGCGGUGCCUCAAAGUCUGGAGGCCAGGAUGAGGAUCGCCAGCGGCAACAGCAGGAUGAAGCACGCCAGCACAUUCUGAACCAGAUUCUACACCCCGAGGCCGCCGAUCGCCUUGGCCGCAUCCGCCUCGUGAAAGAGCAGCGCGCCACCGACGUCGAGAACCGCCUGAUUAUGCUUGCGCAGUCCGGGCAGCUACGAUCGAAAGUCACCGAGGAGCAGUUGAAGGAUCUCCUGAACGCGGUUGCAGGGAAGCAGGAGGAGGAGAAGAUUGUGGUCAGCAGACGGAAGGGCUGGGACGAUGACGAUGACGAUCUACUCGAUCUGUAA
Messenger RNA from Emericellopsis atlantica, 408 nucleotides. Its product is annotated as putative dsDNA-binding protein PDCD5. Gene Ontology annotation, molecular function: DNA binding. NCBI's taxonomy places the organism in Eukaryota, Fungi, Ascomycota, Sordariomycetes, Hypocreales, Bionectriaceae. The record is from RefSeq and is a predicted model, not a curated record. The transcript is spliced from 3 exons. The coding region runs from base 1 to 408 and encodes 135 amino acids. Gene Ontology annotation, cellular component: nucleus; cytosol.